UGCAACGUGCGUUUGUGCUGAAUCAGCGAUCGGACUAACGCCGGUUAGCGGUGCUGGUGAACCGAUUGGACGGACGUGGCGAAACAGCGAUCGAAACUGCUGACGUGACGGCAAAAAGGGCCAGCAUCAAACCUGCGAAUUUUCGGUUGCGAGCCCAGUCCGAAGGGUGUCCCUUGGGUGCGUGAUCGUUUCGUGCCGGCCGUGAACCACCAUUAGAAAAGAAUGGAGCUUAUCACAAACGUGCACCAGGGCUGGCGGUACCUGAUGGACGAGCUGUCGGAUCCACGGACGCGCGAUUGGCCCCUGAUGAGUUCGCCCUUUCCCACCAUCGCCAUCAGCCUGUGCUACGCAUACUUCGUCAAGGUCCUCGGUCCCCGGCUGAUGGAGAAUCGGAAGCCGUUCGAGCUGCGGAAGGUGCUGAUCGUGUACAACUUCUUGCAGGUCCUCUUCAGCACGUGGCUGUUCUAUGAGGCGUGCGUUUCCGGAUGGCUCGCCGGGUACAGCCUCCGCUGUCAACCGGUCGAUUACUCCCGCUCCCCGAUGGCCAUGAGGAUGGCACGCGGCUGCUGGUGGUACUACUUCUCCAAGUUCACCGAGUUCUUCGAUACCAUUUUCUUCGUGAUGAGAAAACGGUACGAUCAGGUGUCGACGCUGCACGUCAUCCAUCACGGCAUCAUGCCGGGUUCGGUCUGGUGGGGUGUCAAGUUUACGCCAGGAGGACAUAGUUCUUUCUUCGGUCUGUUGAACACGUUCGUGCACAUUAUCAUGUACGCCUACUACAUGCUGGCCGCGAUGGGACCGAAGGUACAGAAAUACCUCUGGUGGAAGAAAUACCUCACCGUGCUGCAGAUGGUCCAGUUCAUCCUGGUAAUGGGCCACGCAUUCCAGCUGCUUAUCUGGAACGAGUGCAACUACCCGAUCGCGUUCGCUUACUUCAUCGGUGCCCACGCCGUCAUGUUCUACUUCCUGUUCUCGAACUUCUACAAAAAGGCGUACACCGUGCGAAAACAGGCAAAGAAGGACAAGGCCGCACAGAUGGCGCUGACCAACGGCAACCUCGAGUCCGUACCCAACAAGAACAUCCCCAACGGGCACGGUAUCGGCAAGCCCGACUUCUACCAGACCAUCGACAAGACGAUGGAGGACAGCUAUUCGACCACGCGGCACCGUGCGUUCGUCGGGUUCGGCAGCAACUAGAGCGGACUGGUCGUAGGUCCGGCCCUCUGUCGCACGGUGAAUCCUGUGUUUUCCGGCUCACUCAACGACGUGGGCACCUUGGCCCAAAACCCGCCCAGCCAACGAACCCGAGAGCUUUUCCACGAGAAAGGACUCCUCGAGCCCGGAUCGCACUCCAUCGACUCGCUGCCAGUGAAUGACCGCCUGCUUGAAUACCUGCUGCACCUGAUGAUAGAUCGCGAGAACGUCGGCGCAUUACCACGUCUCGACGAUUCUUGUCGACUCCCUGCGGUGGAUGUUGGGCCAGCUUUGGGGUUCCCGGAGGAGGAGCAGUGACAACCAAGCGUUAGACUUUAACUAAGCCGUCGAGCAGGACGAUAGGUGUUAGGUGAUAAGGCCAAACGUAGCGGUAGAUACAUUUAACGUUAAGCCUGUUAAGUAAGCCACCGCGUAAUGUGGAACGGUUGCCGUCCAGGGUAACCGUUGUGGUGUAUUUUCAAAGAUUUCUCGUACUGUAAACGUAGGGCCGCUACUGUUUGCAGCUCGCCCAUUCGGUUUCGCACUCCCAGGGGACGUGUUGAUCGAAUAGGCGGGUUGUUUCAACCGCCUGUAAAUUAUUUAGAACACAAUGCCAGGCUCGCCGGCGUACUCACAGUGUAGGGCGGAUUUGUCGCCACGCGUGCGCAUAGUUGCGAUCUAAGCGAUGCUUUCGAUAACCGAACAUAAUCCUCCCUUUCAUUAGCUGGUAACGUAUGGUUUUGCAAUCAACGAUAAUUAAUGAGUAUUGCGAAUAGCUUUGCUUUUUCAAAACCGGUAUUGGUAGUAAAUAAAUACGUGAAAAAAAAGGUUCUGUACUUUAAGAAAACAAUAAUAAACGCACAUCUUUUCCAUGUGCAU
Anopheles nili is the source of this 2073-nucleotide messenger RNA. RefSeq names its product elongation of very long chain fatty acids protein 7 (gene Elovl7). Bases 223 to 1197 code for a protein of 324 amino acids. The record is from RefSeq and is a predicted model, not a curated record. Gene Ontology annotation, cellular component: endoplasmic reticulum membrane. The transcript has 8 exons. Gene Ontology annotation, biological process: fatty acid elongation, monounsaturated fatty acid; fatty acid elongation, saturated fatty acid; very long-chain fatty acid biosynthetic process. Lineage: Eukaryota; Metazoa; Arthropoda; Insecta; Diptera; Culicidae. Gene Ontology annotation, molecular function: fatty acid elongase activity.